Molecule: messenger RNA, 2396 nt
Organism: Sardina pilchardus (European sardine)
Lineage: Eukaryota; Metazoa; Chordata; Actinopteri; Clupeiformes; Clupeidae
Product: tumor necrosis factor ligand superfamily member 13B-like
Exons: 6
Coding region: 55-732 (225 amino acids)
Biological process (GO): positive regulation of B cell proliferation; immune response
Cellular component (GO): membrane
Molecular function (GO): tumor necrosis factor receptor binding; receptor ligand activity
Source: RefSeq, a predicted model, not a curated record
UUGUCAGUUUGUGCUGAAGUCGCGGGUUUCUCCGGGGCGGAUUUAGGCCUCCUUAUGAGUAACUGCACUCCUCUUCUGCUCUCGGUCACCGUGGCGACGCUGUGCUUGAGCAUCGUCCUCAUCCAGGAGGUCAGAGUUUUAAAAACGGAUCUCAAGGGAAUUAAAAGGGAUCUCCUCUCCCCUCUGGUUCAUCGGUCACUGAAAGAGUUUGGAUAUGGACUGUUUAUGUCCAACAUGUGGGAGCAGCAUUCAUUUGUUCGGCCUCGGAACAGACGAGAGGAAGACGUCUGGACCACCCAGGCAUCAUUCUUGCAGAUGACAGCCGUGGCAAAUGAAAAGCCCAUACAGAGAGGUAAUGUGACGGUAAUUCCAUGGACUGUGGCCAUCCAGCAAGGGUCCGCUGUCACAGCAUCGGAUAACAAAAUAGUCGUCCAACAAGACAGUUACUUCAUGGUAUUUGGCCAGGUUCUGUAUCACGACCGAGGAGCUAUCAUGGGCCACCUGAUCCGCCAGCAGCCAUCCAGCGCAUCUGGAGGUGUGGGGGGAUACCGAGACCUCUUCCGCUGCCUGCAGGAGAUGCCCGAGGAGAACAGCGCAAACACAUGCUACACCGCAGGCAUCGUGAAGCUGGAACACAACGACCAGCUGGAGCUGGUCAUCCCCGAUCGACCUCACGCGCAAGUAGCCAUGGACACGGAAUCAACCUUCUUCGGAAUCAUUCAGCUGCAGUAAACAAAGGAACCUCCGCCCCAACCCAUUCCACUUCACAUAUCUUGUCUGACAACCACAGAAUGGGCUGGAAUAUAUUCUGCAUACUUGAUGCUCGGCAUACACUGCUCUUUUCAUUUGACGUUAAAAAAAGAGAAGGGGGGGGGGGGGGCGUAGCUGCCUGUGUUAUUGUACUCAGUUGACAAGACAAAAAUAGGCGUACUGAAGGCCCUGCUCUCUGUGCAAUCAGUAAGACCCAAUGUCACGCUGACGGAUGACACAGCCAGUCUCUGGGACCGGCAGAUAACCUCACACCCGGAAGGUUGAGUGCGAACUGUGACAGGCCACUGUCACUGCAUCUGCGAAACAGGAUGUUGAACUCUGCCACGCAGAGCAAACGGAGACCAGAUAUUCUUACAGGAUCUCAAUGAGAAGGAAAAAGAGAGAGAGAGAAAGAGAGAGAGAGAGAGAGAGAGAGAGAGAGAAAGACAAAGCUUAUAGACUUCAGCAAAAGAUCUGUCAAGACAGUUUCAUUAUAGACGCUUAACACCGAUGCUCUGAAUGGCAAUUCCUUACAGCUUACUAUAAAUGCACAGGCACACCUACACACAUCUCUGUGUAGCCUACGCUUUUUUUUCCUACCCUGCUACUCUGUCAAUAGGUUUAUUUCGGUCUCUUUGUUUACCAUUCUCUGGCUUUGUCCCACAAGCCUCGGCCUCAGAGUGCCACACACACGUUGUUUAUUUGGCUUUCUAUUUGGAGGAGGUUUCCAUGUCCCAGGAUGGUAUAUCAGGAACAAACAAAUGAGGGCUUUGCCCAGCUUGCGGGGAGGGUGGCUGGUGCAAUAAUUAUUGCAAUCGCCUUGAUGAAUCAUAGUGACGGAAGAUCGACCACACAUGUGUCACGUGUUUGUACAUUUGAAAGCUCACUGGAAUUGUCUGUUUACUACUGAGGUAAUGGUGGCAUAUUCUGACCACAACAGAGAGCACUUCUUGCACCAAGGAGGAGAAAACAAUUAGCAACAGAGUUACAAACAUUUUCCAGGUCUUCAAUAUUCUGCAGGUAUUACUAAAAAAUGUGAAGAUCUUUGUGUGGGAUUGUUGUGAUUGUUGGGGCCAAAUGGUUAAAAUAUUAGGUUUACAAUUGUAAUGGUUUUGAGUUAAAUAAAAUCAAUCACAAAUAAUGAAGAGAUUCUACGACUUUGUAUUUUUUUGCUGAAAUGUUAUGGUAAUAUGAGAAAACAUCACCUUGCAUUAUACAAGUAUACUGUAAAUAUGUAAAUAUACAUUACUGAAUCCUAUUUUGUGGCUUUACAGCAGCUAAAAAAACAAUCCUAGAAUGUUGGUUUAAUACAGAGAAAAAAUGUGCUGAAACACCGGUUGUUCAAUGCAGAAUAUACGGCUAACUUUAGUCGGGCCAGAUUUAACCGGGCGAAGCCCCAAACUGUGUCUGUCUGGGGAUAUUUAGUGGUAGAAUUGAAUGAGCUCUUCAAAAGAGCAAUAAUGCAUGUGUCUGUCAAAGGCUAUUUAUUUGUUUUCAUUUCUAUUUUUAUGGGGCCAUCUCCUCUUUUGUCUUUUAAUUUACUUUUAUGUAGUGGUGUAUAACUGUUUUCCUUGUUUUUUUAUCAUGAUGACGGUCAAUGUUUGUGUAGUUUUGUUUGUGUCCUGAAACUUUCAAUAAAAAGUUAA